UUAAAAUACUUACUUUGUACUUUUUAACGGAAAUGCUUCUUUCUUCACCUAAAAUUAAAAAAUCGUCUAAUGGCCCUCCCCCCUCUCCUGUUGGCUCUAACUGUGGGGGCCUUCUUCUUUUGCCAGGACCGGCAUCAUCAACUUCUGGUUGUUAUUCACCUUCUCUAUCUUCAUCUGCUCCUUUAACCCCAACGGCACCAACAAUGAUUGCAUCUUCAAAUACUCGUAUUAAAGAGGAAUGUUGUUUUUCUUUGGAAGGAUUUUUGUAUAUGAAAUGUUUAAGUGGAGCAUUAUCAUUAUUAUCAACUCGAAAACAUUUAUAUUUUGGACUUGAAGAACUUAACAAUAAAUUAAUUUAUUAUAAAACAAAAGGAGAUUUUGAUGCAAGAAAGGAUUGCCAAGGACAAAUUUCAUUAAAUGGAGCAUUUUGCUCUUUAAUUGAAGGAAAUAUGCGCGGAUUUAUUUUAUAUACGGAAACAGGGAAAAAAUAUUUAUUAGAAGCAGAAAAUGAGCGUGCAGCUGAUUGUUGGUUAAAUGCUUUACAACAACGAAGGGAUGAUUGUAAUGAUAAAAAUGGAAUUUUUGUAGAUAGUCUUCCACUUGCUUCAAUUGAAAGACAAAGAAGAAGACAUAGAAGUAGAAGUAAAUCUUUUGAUCAAUCUAAUAAUAAUAAAAAUAAUAAUGAUUUGGAUGGAAAAUUAAAACAACAACAACAAAAACGUUCGGCAACAUUAGAUGGAGAAGAUAAUAAUGCUUUGUUUGAAAGGGGGAGAACUAGAACUUUACAACAAACAAAGGAUAAAACUACACCAAUUGAUUUAUUACUCGAAACAACAACAUUAGCAGAAGCAAUAAUUACAUCUUCCCCAAUAAAUAGUCCACAAGCAACAACAAAAUUAGAAAAUAAUGGGGUAACAAUAAAUGGUGAUAAUGAAAAUAAAAAUUCUUGGUGGAAAUGGCCAACACGUUCAUCAACACAACAAAUAAAAAAUAAAGAAGAAAAGAUUUCAUCUGAUAUUAUUUUAAAAGAAAAUAAUAUUAAAAAGAAAAGUGAUGAACAAAAAUGGUUAGUUGAUUAUUGGCUCAAAAAUCAACAGCAAGAAGAGAAAAAUGGAGAAAUUAAUUUAAAUACAAAAAAUAAAUUAAUUAAUGAAUUAAUAGAUAUUCCUCCUUUACCAAAUAUAUUAUGUAAUGGAAAUGGAAUCCAUUCAACAACAGAAAGUAUUAAAAGUAAUAGUAGUACAAGUUUGGGUACAACAACAAAUGAAAGUAUUAAGAAAAUUGAAGAAAAUAAAGAAGAAAAUGAGCUUUUAAUUCUUAGAGAAUUAAGUAAUAGACAAAAAGAACAAAUUGUGGAAUUACGUGAACAGCUUGAAAAAGCACAGAAAUUAAUAGAUGAAAAUGGAAGUGUUGGUUUGGCAGCCUCAGAAUUUAUUGCAAAAAGUAGAUUUUUAAGAUCAGAAUUAGAACGAAUAAAUGAACACAGGGCUGAAGCAAAUAAACAAAUUGAAACAUUUAGAAAAUGUUUAUCACAAUCUGAGGCGGAAAUGGAGGAAUUUAAAAGAGAAUAUAUACAUUUAUUGCAAAGUUGUGUUCACAUUCCACUUCGGGAUAACAGUGCUUGUGAUAUUGUUGAAGUAAAACUUUAUGGUGGAGAUGAACAUGAACGUAGGGUUAGGAAAUUACUUGAAAAAGCUAGACAAACAGACCCGACACUUCCAACAUUUGAAGCUGUUCUGAGUAAAAAUGGAAAUGAAGGGGGAGAAGCUACUUUUCAUGUUGAUGGCUAUGGAUUUAGACAUAGUUUUAAUGAGGCUCCAUUAGCCCUUCAUUUUAUAGCAACACAAUUACACGCUCAUUAUCAAUCCCAAUCAGCAGAUUAUGUUAAUUUAAAAGCUAAUUGGAGAGCUUUACUUAAUGCUAAUCCUGACAGAAUUGAAAAAAAUCGCCAAACUAGGCAUUUAUGCCGUUUAGGAAUUCCUCGUUCUUUACGUUCACGUGUUUGGAGACUUUUAAUUGACCAACAAGUUUCUGAUUUAAAAGCACAUUACGGCACUUAUUAUUUUAGAGAAUUAUGUAGUUCUCAAGGAACUCCAAAUGAAAAAAAUUUUAGCGCAACACAUCAAAAACAAGUUAAUUUAGAUUUGUUAAGAACUAUGCCUAAUAAUGUACAUUUUAUGUCUGCAUCUUGUAAGGGUGUUACACAUUUACAAACUGUACUUCGAGCAUAUUGUCUCCAUAACCCAACAAUUGGUUAUUGUCAAGGGAUGAAUUUCCUUGUAGCUACAGCCCUUUUAUUUAUGAGCCCAGAAGAUGCUUUUUGGUUUAUUGUUGCAAUAACUGAAAGAUAUUUUGAUUCUUCUUAUUUUGACCAAACAUUAACUGGGGCUCAAGCUGAUCAGGAAGUUUUGAAAGAAAUUGUUGAACAGAAAUUUCCGCAAUUGGCUGAACAUUUGGAUGAAUGCGAAAUUGAUUUAACUACAGCAAGUUUUUUAAAUUAUUUUUGA
Molecule: messenger RNA, 2507 nt
Organism: Meloidogyne enterolobii
Lineage: Eukaryota; Metazoa; Nematoda; Chromadorea; Rhabditida; Meloidogynidae
Source: the annotation of a GenBank genome assembly